This is a messenger RNA of Trichoderma aggressivum f. europaeum, 2334 nucleotides long. RefSeq lists its product as uncharacterized. The record is from RefSeq and is a predicted model, not a curated record. Gene Ontology annotation, cellular component: 3-isopropylmalate dehydratase complex. The coding region runs from base 1 to 2334 and encodes 777 amino acids. NCBI's taxonomy places the organism in Eukaryota, Fungi, Ascomycota, Sordariomycetes, Hypocreales, Hypocreaceae. Gene Ontology annotation, molecular function: 4 iron, 4 sulfur cluster binding; 3-isopropylmalate dehydratase activity. Gene Ontology annotation, biological process: L-leucine biosynthetic process. The transcript has 4 exons.
AUGCCUGUAUCAGUAUCAACUCCGCAAACCCUGUACGACAAGGUUUUCGCGAGCCACAUCGUUGACGAGAAGCUCGAUGGCACAAUCCUGCUGUACAUUGACAGACACUUGGUCCAUGAAGUGACAUCACCGCAAGCCUUCGAGGGCCUCAAGAAUGCCGGCCGCCAGGUCCGCAGACCGGACUGCACUCUGGCCACCACUGAUCACAACGUCCCUACCACAUCUCGAAAAGGCAUCAAGGACAUUGCCUCCUUCAUCAAGGAAGAUGACUCUCGAGUGCAAUGCGUUACCCUCGAGGAGAACGUCAAGGACUUUGGCCUGACAUAUUUUGGCCUGGGCGACAAGCGCCAGGGCAUUGUCCAUGUCAUUGGACCUGAGCAGGGCUUCACCCUCCCCGGCACCACCGUCGUUUGCGGUGACAGCCACACUUCCACACACGGUGCCUUUGGUUCCCUGGCCUUUGGUAUCGGUACCAGUGAGGUCGAGCACGUCCUGGCUACUCAAUGCCUGAUUACCAAGCGUAGCAAGAACAUGCGCGUCCAGGUUGACGGAGAGCUUGCUCCCGGUGUCAGCUCCAAGGACAUUGUCCUGCACGUCAUUGGCCAGAUCGGCACUGCUGGAGGUACCGGCGCAGUCAUUGAGUUUUGCGGCUCCGUGAUCCGAGGCCUCAGCAUGGAGGCUCGCAUGUCCAUCUGCAACAUGUCCAUUGAGGGUGGUGCCCGCGCCGGCAUGGUCGCCCCUGAUGAGAACACUUUCGAGUAUCUCAGGGGCCGACCUUUGGCCCCCAAGUACGGGUCCGAGGAGUGGGACAGGGCCGUUGCCUACUGGAAGUCCCUGGCCUCCGAUGAGGGUGCCAAGUACGAUAUUGACGUCUUCAUUGACGCCAAGGACAUCAUUCCGACCAUCACCUGGGGUACCAGCCCCGAGGACGUUGUCCCAAUCACCGGCACGGUUCCCGACCCCGAGACUUUCCCCACCGAGGCCAAGAAGGCGGCUGGUCGCAGAAUGCUCGAGUACAUGGGACUCACUGCCGGAACUCCCAUGGAGGAGAUUCUUGUCGACAAGGUCUUCAUCGGCUCUUGCACCAACUCCCGAAUUGAGGAUAUGCGAGCCGCUGCCCACGUUGUCAAGGGCAAGAAGAUUGCCGCCAACAUCAAGCGAGCCUUGGUCGUGCCCGGCUCCGGCCUCGUCAAGACACAGGCAGAGGCAGAGGGUAUUGACCAGGUCUUCAUUGACGCCGGUUUCGAGUGGAGAGAGGCUGGCUGCAGCAUGUGCCUCGGCAUGAACCCUGACAUCUUGUCGCCCAAGGAGCGCUGCGCCAGUACCUCGAACCGAAACUUUGAGGGUCGCCAGGGAGCCCAAGGUCGAACUCAUCUCAUGUCCCCCGUCAUGGCUGCCGCUGCUGCCAUUACCGGCAGGCUGACCGAUGUCCGCAAGCUGUCCGAGUACACUACCAGCCCUCACGUCCAGGCUCGCAUCUCCCCGAGCCCUCCCACUGAAGCUGCUCACGUUGAUGAGCGCGUCGAGGACUCUGACGAGCGUGAGGCCAUCGCUGAUCAGCCCCUGGAUCUCCAGCCCCACACAAACACCCUGGUGGCCAAGGGUGAUUCAACCGGCAUGCCCAAGUUCCUCACUGUCAAGGGAAUCACAGCGCCCAUGUCUCAGGCCAACAUCGACACUGAUGCCAUCAUUCCCAAGCAGUUCCUCAAGACCAUCAAGCGCACUGGUCUGGGAUCGGCUCUCUUCCAUAACCUGCGUUAUCUUCCCGAUGGUGCAGAGAACUCCGAUUUCGUCCUCAACAAGGAGCCAUACAGGAACGCCAAGAUUCUAGUCUGCACGGGUGAAAACUUUGGCUGUGGCUCAUCUCGAGAGCACGCCCCUUGGGCUCUGCUCGACUUUGGCAUCAAGGCCGUCAUUGCACCUUCGUUUGCCGACAUCUUCAACAACAACAUGUUCAAGAACGGCAUGUUGCCCAUCCAAAUCUCCAACAAGACCGACAUCGAGGCCAUCGCUGCCGAAGCUCAGGCCGGAAGGGAAGUGGAAAUCGACCUGCCCAACCAGCUCAUCAAGAACGGCGCCGGCGAAACCAUCUGCUCCUUUGACGUUGAAGAGUUCCGAAAGUACUGCCUGGUCAACGGCCUUGACGACAUUGGCCUGACCAUGCAGCUCAAUGACAAGAUUGACGAGUUCGAGAAGCAGAGGACCAUCCACACUCCUUGGCUGGAUGGCACUGCCUACCUGAAGCGAGGCAAGGACGGCAGACUGGCUGCCAAGGCUGUGCCCGUGCCCAAGACAAAUCGUGGCGCGGAGAAGAAGGAGCCUCUGGAUUGGUAG